AAGAGCGAUCGUGGGGAGGGGGGGGGGGUGUAUCUGCUUGCAAAAAAAGCCCGACCUCCCCCUUUUUUUUUGCAUUGCAUUGCAUUGCCUGGCGCAGCCCGGCGCUCCUGCCCGCCCGCCGGGGCGCCCGCGUGUGUCGGCGGCGCCGGGCGAGGAGCUGCCUCCCCCCGAGCAUGCACAGCCGCGCUCAGGAUGAGAGCAGGUCGUCCUUCCAGAAUGCCAGAGGAAAGUUCCCCCAGAAGGAGUCCUCAGCAUGUCCCUUAUCAGGACCUGCCCCACAUGGUCAAUGCAGACGGGCAGUACCUCUUCUGCAGAUACUGGAAACCGGCAGCAACCCCAAGGGCCCUCGUGUUUAUCGCUCAUGGCGCUGGGGAACACUGCGGCCGCUAUGAUGACUUGGCCCAGAUGCUGACAGGACUUAACUUGUUUGUAUUUGCACAUGACCAUGUUGGCCAUGGGCAGAGCGAAGGGGAGCGUAUGGUUGUGUCCGAUUUCCACAUUUUCAUCAGAGACAGCUUGCAGCACAUUGAACUCAUGAAGAAGGAACACCCUGAUCUGCCCAUUUUCAUUCUGGGGCAUUCCAUGGGUGGAGCCAUCUCUAUUCUAACCGCAAGUGAGAGACCAAAUGACUUUUCGGGCAUGGUUUUAAUUUCUCCUUUGGUUGUAGCAAGCCCUGAGGCAGCAACACCCAUCAAGGUUUUUGCAGCGAAAGUGCUCAACUUUGUCCUACCAAACCUGUCCCUGGGAUCCAUAGAUCCAAAUGUGGUUUCCCGGAAUAAGAAGGAGGUUGAAUCUUACACAUCCGAUCCCCUGGUCCACCAUGGAGGAAUGAAAGUCUCCUUUGUCAUCCAGCUGAUGAAUGCCAUUGCCAGAAUAGAACGGGCCCUCCCCAAAUUGACCCUGCCAAUCUUGGUGCUGCAUGGCUCACCCGACAAGCUCUGUGACAUCAAAGGAUCCUAUCUGCUGAUGGACACAGUACUGAGCCAGGACAAAACACUCAAGGUGUAUGAUGAGGCCUAUCAUGCUCUCCACAAAGAGCUGCCCGAGGUCAGCACUGCUGUCUUUAAAGAAAUACUGACGUGGAUCGGUCAGAAGGUCGCAGCUGCCGAAGAAUCCAGCCACACUUAAGAGUAACCAUCUUGAUACCUGCUAAGUGGUCACGGGGAUCUUCUGGGGAUGGAAGCUUUUCUUUAAAAAAAAAAGUCUCUUUUGGAGAAGAUGUAGAUCGGAGGGACUCCUGGAAUGUUUUUCUCUGAACAGUGCAGGAGGGACACUUCCGUCAUUUAGAGAGGCGACUGCCCUAAAAGAGCAAGGGAGGCUGUAGCAGUGGGAGCCCCCAUUAUAAACUUUCCAGGCUGGGCAUUACACUAAAGAAGCCUUCCCCCAUUCCCUUCCCUUACAAUCAAUCUAUUGCCCCUCUUCUUCGUUCACCCUGGGAUCCCUGAUGUACCAAGGGUGUAUUUAUACUGCAAUAAUCUUUGGGACGUCACCAGUUCAGCAUCUUCCAUUUCGUACAGUUUCUAUGCCAGCCAUGGACAGUUGCUUCCCUGUCCCCUCAGUCCUAGCAUAUGCUGUAUAAAAAGUCCUUGUCCUUGAGAGGCGAAGACUUGUGAGUUAGCAAGGAGCAUAUGGGAGGUGGCAGGUGCUGAGGCCGAGUGGAAUCCUUCGGCCCUUGAAGGUGAAAGGCUUCUUUCAAGGUCUGACUGAUUUAAACAUUGCCUGUAUUCACACAUAAUAGGGAGUACAUAGUGACCCCCCACCCUUCAAGUUUGCACUUUGUAAAAGCAUGUUUAAUAGGUCUUUAAUUCCCAGCAGGGUGGCAGCACUGUAGGAGGGAGAGUACUAAUGCCAGAUAAGAUGCUUAAAAAACUACAAAGCACAUUCAAAAUCAGACUACUUCCAACUACUUCUCCCCUCUGCAAGAUGAACUUCUCUGUAAAUAGUCUUAGGGGUUACUUUUUUAAUUAAUUACUUGUGCUACUGAUACUUAAGAGGUAAAGUUAAAGAUUUAUUGAAGAGAAACUAUUGAUAUAAUAUAUAUUCUGUGUGUAUAGGCAGCUUGGGGCUGCGGAGAAGGAAAGGAGCAGAGGUUAAAGAAGGAGGGAGGAUCUGUUCCCAUCCUGUUCUGUUUCCACCAUGGCCAGAGGAGUGUUGACCCACCAAGGUCCACUCCUCUCACCAUGGUUUUACAGGAAGGAUCUGGUCUCUUCCCUCAUCAGUUGGAGAAUGGCUUGAAAAAUGCUACAGACUCAAGCUCAAAGCAUCUGGUAGGAGCGGAAUGAGCAGCAUGCAUCCUCUCAGUCCACCGCUGGAUAGUCAGACAUGUGUGUUGCAAUACUAGGACUACCCAUACCGCCAUGCCCAGGCCAGAUCGGCACUGCUGAACCCGUCACAGGGGACAGCCAUUCACAGGAAAGCUUCCAGAUCCAUCAGAUUCUCAUAUUGGCUAGAAGCUACCAAUUUAAAUGCCAGAGCAACUGGGUCUUUGAUACCAGCAGGAUGAUAGAUAGAUCCUAGGAAAACUUUCUUUGUGAAGACUCACUCAUUUGGAGAUAAGGUUACAGGGCAUGUCCACCUCAGGCAUUAUACCAGUAUAAUAUAAUUAUACCAGUGGUGUGCUGCUGGAGUGCUUCCCCUUGGAGCAAAGCCCUAAUUACUAAUAGACCUCUGCCCAAGUGCAAUAGCUAGAGCUCCAAAAGGAAGGAAUUCAACUUACCCCUCUCACACCUUGUGCGUUGCAACAGGCAUCCUGGAAGGAGAGGGGAAAGGAUUUAAACCCAGAGAAAAACAAUAGCUUCCAAGAUAGUAGGGAAACCACCUCCUGAAAUGGGCAUUUCACAAAAGCUGGAGUCACCAGUUUCCCUUGCUGCCUACCAUCUGCCUCUUGCCUGGAGGAAAGAUGGGGGCAUUUUUCACCUCAACAUCUUCACAAUAGGAUCAUUGGCUUAUAGGCAUCACACCCAUACUGCUUCAGUUUCACCUUUUGGAGCCAGCUCGUGGCAGGAAUCAGGAAAGGAAACCUUGUGCAAUAACAAUCAGACUAACUCGAAUUAGUUCUGAUCUGUCCUCUAGUGAGUAUGUGAAUGUGAGAAGGCAGUGGACCCACAGCCUUGUCCAUGUAGCUGUUUAGUAGAUCCAGUCAGAUAUUUGGAUUUUGACAGACCAGCUCUGGCAUUUGUAGGCUUGUGGCUUCCUGCCUGCCAAAGAAGAGAUGGUUGUAGUUCUCACCAGCUCAGCUGCAUUUGAAUUCAAAUCCUUGCCCAGCUCUUACAAUCAACUGCUACCCCCAGCUCUUCUACAGCCCCACCUGCCCCAUUGUAUUGAUUUGUUAGGACAUCUUUCCGCUAAGAGUAGGUUCCCCUGACAGUUGCCAUGAGCUGGGGAGAACAAGUGAAAACGGAGAGGUGGGAAACUCUGCCUACCUCUUAGGCUUGUAGGGACCUUUGGUGUGAGCCAAGGGUAACAGAUGUUCGGGCAAGAUGGGGAGUAGCAGAAGUCAUUUAUAAAUAAAAAGAAGAUAUUUAAGAGGGGAGGAAGUUUGCCAAAGCACUUGGUAUUAGCACAGAUCCACUCCCAUGGAAGUACAAAGGAGUUUUACUGUUGACUUCAGCAGGAGCAGUGCUGAGCACUUUGAAGUCUCUCCCUAAAGAGAUAAGCACUUAAAAGAAGGGAACUAACUCUAUAGCAUCAAAGUUGGAGUCCUGCUGCUCCCAAGACCCUGGAUGUAGCCAAAGGAAGGUCUGUGGUUAGUGUCUUUAAAAAAGUGUUCUUCAGGCUGGUCCUCCUGAGCUCUGAAGCACUAGAGAAGAAGAAAAGAUGAUGAUCAAGAGAUUUAAAAUAAUCUGUCCAGCUAAACUCAGCAAUGUCCUAUGGGCUAAAGAUGCUGCGCUGGACAUUAAACAAACCCCAAAUUAAAUGGAGGUUGCUAGGGCUUUCAGCCACUUUGCUGAAGAAUGGUCUUUUAGGAAACUGCAUCUGGGAGACCCAGCGGAAGCACGAAGGCUAGUUUCUAACAGACUUAGAUUAACAUCUCUCUCACAGCUCACCCUUAAAUCCAGUGGCAAAGGGCCAAACCCUCAGGUGGUGCAAAUCAGGGUUUAAAACAGAAUCAGACAGCUGGGUGUAAAUCAUCAUAGGUCCUCCAAGAUCCCUCUCGAGCUGCAGUGAUCUUCGCUACAUCAGCUGGGGAUCUGAGCCUCAUCCUUUCAAUUUGUGCUCUUUAGAUGAGCCAUUGUCACAUAUCCAAACUGGUUUACACUGACACAUCAUACAGGAAAUCCCUUCACAGGGGACUUGGCUGGCAGCAGGCAGCACUGCCACUUAUGGGAAUAUAAUACUUUAUUUUCAAAUAGCGUGCACCGUUUCUGAGGAGCACUGCUGGCCUUACGAACUUCCAGAUUGCUGUGCUGAAACAAACAGGGACAAGUCUGCCUUUGAGAAUAGGGUGCAUUUAUGACAGCAAUAGUAGUCUGUAACUAUUGUAGAUACCACCACCCAUACUGCGCAUAGCACCAAACAACCAUAUCCUCAAUGUAUUAUCCACCUGGUUUUCUAUUUAGCCUGCUCUUUUUAUAUUGGCCACUCUGCCAGCAUAAAUUUGUUGAGAUCACACUUAUUUUUCCAAGUAAUUUCUGAGCCUGUCUCUUGUUUGACUGUACUCCAGUUCAAAAAUAUAUAUAUAUAUACACACAUAUAUAUACACAAAUACAUACAUACACAUAUUUUCAGUGGAAAUAAUGUGUUCAAGCUUAACAUUCUGCAAGGAACACAAUGUAUACUGCAACUAAUAAUAAAGUUAUGUUUUAUGAA
This is a messenger RNA of Alligator mississippiensis (American alligator), 4809 nucleotides long. It is a transcript of the gene MGLL, whose product is annotated as monoglyceride lipase. The transcript has 8 exons. The record is from RefSeq and is a predicted model, not a curated record. Gene Ontology annotation, cellular component: membrane. NCBI's taxonomy places the organism in Eukaryota, Metazoa, Chordata, Crocodylia, Alligatoridae. Gene Ontology annotation, molecular function: lipase activity. The coding region runs from base 193 to 1128 and encodes 311 amino acids.